AUGAAGGGCGAGAAACGCAGAAAUUAUGACUCUUCACGCUUCAAGGAGGCUUAUAUGAAAGUUAUAAAGGAUAAUUGGUCAGUGUACAAGGCGUCGAAGGAAUAUGGCAUACCGUGGUCUACUUUGAGAAGACACAUAGCUACUCAUGGAGGUGAAAGUUUCGACUUACCUAAACUUGGGAGACCAUUCACAUUAGACAGCGACCUUGAAUUCCAAGCAGGAAAAGAUCACCAGUUUAACGAUGCUAAACGUAAAGCUGGGCCUUAUUGGUGGUGGUCGUUUAAAGAACGGUACGGGCUUUCAUUGCACACGCCAGAAAAGCUUGCAGCAUGCCGAGCUGUUACUGCUAACAGACAAAACAUUGACGAUUUUUAUAAAAAGCUACUGGACGUCGUUAUUGAGCUGGAUAUUCUGCAAAAGCCUGAAAGGAUUUAUAACUGCGACGAAACCGGUGUAACGUUCGUCGUAAAACCGUCAAAAAUUGUCACUCAAACUGGAAAGAAGGUAAUUUACAGUAGAACUUUUGCAGAGAAAGGUGUCACACAAACGGUGCUUGGGUGCUGUAGUGCGAGCGGAGCGUCUGUACCCCCCUUGAUCAUUUUUAAAGGUGUCCGAAUGGUCAAUGAUCUAGCGAAUGGUGCUCCGGAAGGGUCUAUCGUGAGAUUAUCCAAAAACGGAUGGAUUAACUCUGAACUAUUUCUGGAGUGGAUGCAUCAUUUUGAAGCUCAUAUUCCACCAGCUAGACCGGUACUUUUAAUCAUGGAUUCUCACUCUACCCAUGUCAGCCAAGAUGUUAUAGAUUUUGCUACAAAAAAUGGCAUUCAUCUAUUCACUUUUCCAAGUCACACAAGCCAUCUCCUGCAACCUCUGGACGUUUCUGUUUACAAGUCACUGAAAAAUGCAUGGGCUAAAGUGCUAAAUGAUUAUAAGCUUCAACAUCCAACGAGUGCUCCAACAAGGCUUGACUUUUGUCGCCUAUUAACACCAGCCUACGAGCAUGCAUUUCAGCCGUCAAUAAUUAUGAACGGCUUUCGAAAAACUGGCAUUGCGCCAUUUGAUCGAAAUGCCAUUUCUGAUGAAAGUAUUGCCCCAUCAUUGAUGCAGCCAAGUGACCUACAGUCACAGAAUAUUGAAUCUUCCACUGAUAAUGCCCAAGCUUCUGCUGUUAAUCGUGAAACUGCGUCACCUUCAGUUUUCUCUUUACUUUCCGUUCCUGAGGUACCACAGUCUUCUUCUUCUAGUACCCGACGAGCUAAGCGGAAUCCACAGGCCCGAUAUUUAACACCUCAAAGCACGAACAACAUGGACAGUCCUGAAGAAAACAUCGUCGCCAUAUCAAACGAAACAACAGUCGCCGUUACCAGUGAGGAGACCGUUACCUCGAUUCGUGUCCCCUCUGCUUCUCCAACUCCUGGACCUUCAACUGAAAGCAACCUGAAGCGUAAACUACCAAGAGUCAAGGUAGAGAAAACACCAAAAUCAAAUAAAAGUACGAUGUGUGACUAUUGCGGUGUUCACUACUCCCAAGAUGUGGCACUUAGGAACGGAGCUAUGAGCUGCGGCAAAUGGUACCACCAAGAAUGUACUGGUACAGAGUCGCCACAGUUCCUGUGUGAUAAUUGUGAUAAAGUAGACUUUUCAGGCACUGAUGACAGUGAUUGGGCACCUGAAUAG
This is a messenger RNA of Parnassius mnemosyne (clouded apollo), 1674 nucleotides long. The record is from the annotation of a GenBank genome assembly. Lineage: Eukaryota; Metazoa; Arthropoda; Insecta; Lepidoptera; Papilionidae.